CGGACAACGUUUACUUCAAACCAAGGCGGUCGGACACCAGCGCCAUGUAUUUGUCAUUUUCGAGUGGUACAUGGUAUGCGCGUUUACCACAGACUAAAGCACACGGUUUAUGCACAUGUUCUAUCGGCGUUUGGACAUGUACCAUAGAGCUGUAUGAACUACAUGUCUUUGCAUAUAUGCAGCAUAGCAUAGCACUAGCAGCAAGUGGAAUAUCGUCUGCACUUUGCACACCUCACCUCAAGCCGCCUGACCUCAAAACCAUCUUGCUGAAAAAGGGCUAGAUCUCCGGCGUUUGUUCACCGUGUCACUGCAGUAGUUGUCACUGAUCAUGGGCGACAUCGGGACUCGGGAGGACUUAGUUUACAUGGCCAAGCUGGCCGAACAAGCUGAGAGAUACGAUGAAAUGGUGGAUUACAUGAAGAGGGUGGCGGAGCUGAACGUGGAGCUGAGCGUGGAGGAGCGCAACCUGCUGUCGGUGGCGUACAAGAACAAGAUCGGUGCCCGGCGGGCGUCGUGGAGGAUAGCCAGCAGUCUGGAGCUAUCGGAGGAGAAGAAAGACCCCAAUUCACCCAAACUAGCAAUGAUGAAGGAAUACAGAGAAGAGAUUGAGAAGGAGCUCUCAGAUGUAUGCACAGACGUUCUGCUCGUCAUCGACAAAUAUCUCAUUCCAUCAGCAGGCCAAUCGGCCGGGGAGCCUCUAGUGUUCUACUACAAAAUGAAGGGGGAUUACCACAGAUACCUAGCGGAAUACGCCGUGGGCAACACGCGGAAGGAAGCGGCCGAGAACAGCCUGGUGGCCUACAAAGCGGCCAUGGAGCUGGCCACCAAGCUCGAGCCCACCAACCCCAUCCGGCUGGGCCUAGCCCUCAACUUCUCCGUCUUCUACUACGAGAUCCUGAACUCGCCGGACCGGGCCUGCCGGCUGGCCCGCUUGGCGUUUGACGACGCCAUCGCGGAGCUGGACACACUGAGUGAGGAGAGCUACAAGGACUCCACGUUGAUUAUGCAGUUGUUACGAGACAACCUGACGCUGUGGACGAACGAUGCCGCGGCAGAAGAAGCAGAUAGGAAGAAUGAGCCCGCAGUACAGGAUUGCCAACAAACGCUGGAAGCAGCCUCCUAGGACCCCCCCCCCCCCUCUCGCGCUGAUCUGCUCUGCAUGCAUACUUGAGCUUUAAAAAAAAAAAAA
Messenger RNA from Patiria miniata (bat star), 1189 nucleotides. RefSeq names its product 14-3-3 family protein artA-like (gene ywhae). The transcript is spliced from 5 exons. Bases 329 to 1123 code for a protein of 264 amino acids. The record is from RefSeq and is a predicted model, not a curated record. Gene Ontology annotation, biological process: signal transduction. NCBI's taxonomy places the organism in Eukaryota, Metazoa, Echinodermata, Asteroidea, Valvatida, Asterinidae. Gene Ontology annotation, cellular component: cytoplasm.